This is a messenger RNA of Nicotiana attenuata, 1449 nucleotides long. RefSeq names its product RHOMBOID-like protein 3. The transcript is spliced from 5 exons. The record is from RefSeq and is a predicted model, not a curated record. Gene Ontology annotation, molecular function: serine-type endopeptidase activity. Gene Ontology annotation, biological process: proteolysis. Bases 258 to 1220 code for a protein of 320 amino acids. Gene Ontology annotation, cellular component: membrane. NCBI's taxonomy places the organism in Eukaryota, Viridiplantae, Streptophyta, Magnoliopsida, Solanales, Solanaceae.
AAAACUGAAACGCACUCUAAAAUCAAGUCAUAAUCCCAUUAUCCGUGGGUCACUCUCUUGCUUUUUCCCACGAUCUUCACUUCAUCAGCAGACACAACAAUAUUAACAACUACUCCCCUGUUUCUCUCUCUCUUUACACAACCCACGUUCUUUCCCCCAUUAAACCCCAUUACUCACUCCAUCAAAUUCUAACUCUAACAUACCCUUUUGUAACAGUAGUUUUGAGUUAAAAGUUUGGAAAAGAAAAGGACAGAGAGAUGAGAGGAGGAGAUAUAGAAAGUAGGGGAGACAAAGACAGGGGAAGGAAUUAUGCUUCCUCGUAUGCAGUUGAAGAUCACAGAGAUACGACAUGGAUUUCUUGGUUGAUCCCUUUGUUUGUGGUGGCUAACGUUGUUAUGUUCGUUGUUGUCAUGUAUUUUAACAAUUGCCCUAAGCAUGAUAAUUCGGGCUGUGUCGCUAGGUUUCUUGGAAGGUUUUCUUUCCAGCCGUUAAGAGAAAAUCCUCUCUUUGGUCCUUCUUCUUCAACGUUACAGAGACUGGGCGCUCUUGAGUGGAAGAAAGUGGUCCGUCAGCAUCAAGGAUGGAGACUUAUCACAUGUAUCUGGUUACAUGCUGGUGUUAUUCAUCUGAUUGCAAAUAUGUUGAGUCUUGUAAUUAUUGGCAUACGCCUUGAACAACAAUGUGGCUUUGUGCGCAUUGGAAUUAUAUACUUAUUUUCAGGUGUUGGUGGGAGCAUACUUUCUUCCUUGUUUAUUCAGAGGAGCAUCUCUGUUGGUGCUUCAGGGGCACUCUUUGGCCUACUUGGCGCUAUGCUUUCGGAGCUUAUCACGAACUGGUCAAUAUACACAAACAAGGUUUGUGCACUCUUAACGCUUUUGGUGAUAGUUGUGAUCAACCUAGCAGUUGGAAUCUUGCCUCAUGUGGAUAAUUUUGCUCACAUUGGUGGAUUCUUGACUGGAUUUCUCCUUGGCUUUGUUCUGCUUCCACGCCCUCAACUAGGGUGGAUGGAACGUCGGAAUCGUCCAGCUGGUGUUCGUGUGAAUUCCAAAUACAAGGGUUACCAAUACGUAUUGGGCCUACUUUCUUUGAUGCUGCUGGUAGCAGGGUUUAUUGUCGGGCUGGUGAUGCUAUUCCGAGGGGUUAAUGGAUAUGAUCAUUGUCACUGGUGUCACUACCUUAGCUGUGUUCCCACCUCUAAAUGGAAGUGUGAUGGAAAUUAGAGAUGAUUGCAGAAUUUGGCUUGAAGAGUUUUCCACUUUGGCCUGUAAAGCAGUCAUUAGAUCAUUAUUUCUUUUAGCAUGUUUUCCUCUUUCUAGUUUUUAGCACUAGAUAUCAAGAUUAGUUCGUGUCAUCAUUUUACGGUUUCCCCCUCACUAAACAGACAGAUUCUCAUUAGAUAAUUCUUGUCGAUAAUUUUGCCUUGGAUAAAUUUAGAUGGUUUUUGAAGCA